Syngnathoides biaculeatus (alligator pipefish) is the source of this 2865-nucleotide messenger RNA. Its product is annotated as zinc finger E-box-binding homeobox 2-like. The record is from RefSeq and is a predicted model, not a curated record. Gene Ontology annotation, biological process: anatomical structure development; regulation of transcription by RNA polymerase II. NCBI's taxonomy places the organism in Eukaryota, Metazoa, Chordata, Actinopteri, Syngnathiformes, Syngnathidae. The coding region runs from base 516 to 2852 and encodes 778 amino acids. The transcript is spliced from 7 exons. Gene Ontology annotation, molecular function: RNA polymerase II cis-regulatory region sequence-specific DNA binding; DNA-binding transcription factor activity, RNA polymerase II-specific.
ACCCUGCGACCCAGAACGGGAUGAGCGGUGUCGAGAACGGACGGAGAAGCUCCCGGCUAACGCGGCGGCCGGGACGCCAAACACCUUUUCGAGUACACCUGUAAAGAAGCAAGGCGCUAGGAAGUGUGACGAGGAGAGAAAUGAGAUCCGCCCGUUGUGUGAUCGUGAUGGGAUGUCGAGAGCGGUCUGCCUGACAAGAAACUGAUGACUUGGAACUUUUCUACACUUCCUUCGUCAGCACUUUCACUUCUGCAAACCUUCCCGCAACCCGCGUGUUGUGGGACGAUGACAUCGCAUUGACGCAAGAGCGACAGCAACAAAGGGAAGACCAAGAGAUACCCGAUGUGUCCGCGCGCGAGUACCUUUGGCACGGCGACACGGCCGUCACCUACCCUGAAGACCCGGACGAGGUCGUGCCGCCGGACGCCGAGCGUGACCCCUCCCGCCGAAAAUGCGGCCACCGCGGGAGAGCGGAGGUCGUCUCUAUUGGCCAAUACGCUCAGGUGGAAAGUCACAUGAGCGUCCAGAAACCAAUCAGCGAGCAGCUGCUGAACGACGGAGCUGUGAACCGAAAGUUCAAGUGCGGCGAGUGCGGAAAAGCCUUCAAGUACAAACAUCACCUGAAGGAGCACCUGCGGAUCCACAGCGGUGAAAAACCGUACGAGUGCUCCAACUGUAAAAAGCGCUUCUCCCACUCCGGCUCGUACAGUUCCCACAUCAGCAGUAGGAAAUGUGUUGCGUCGACCGGUCUCCGUGGACAUCCGGGACAGGUCGGGCCGUCCAUCAACUGCUCCACACGCCCAACCCUGAGCCCCUCCCUGGCCCCCGCCCUGGACCGUCUCCACCAAGAGCUGGCAAACAGCCAAGUCUACUGCCGGCAAAAUCACCUUGACGUCCAGUCUGAAACGAUGGACACGGGCCAGGACUACAGGCUAAUGAUGGCCUCUGAAAAUAGAUUCGGGAGACCGGGUGGACCGGAAAGACCUGGGUUCUACCCAAACGGGUUGAGCUCACACGAGCAGCUGGGGAAAUCGGGCAUGGACUUCCUUCUACCGGGCACCCUUGAGAGCCCGAAUGACGUUCAGAAGAGGUCCAGACAAAAGAUGGACAGGAACCCAGAGGAGGUGUCCAAACUCAGGGCCUACAUGAAUGUGCUCCGGACCCAGGUGGAAAAGAACAACCUCACCGGCGGCCCCACUCAGAGCUUCACGGACAACACCCUGGAGUUGCUCAACGAGACAGAGGGAGAACCAGAGCAAAAUAGAAAGGGCAAGAGAAGGCAGACAAACUGGUCCAAAGAGGAAUCACACUUGGUCUUGUACGCCUGCCAGUUCUGCAAGGAUACUUUCCCAGGGCCAAUUCUGUUGCAUCAACACGAGCGCUACAUGUGCAAAUUGAACGAAGACAUUCAAGCGGUUCUCCAGCCGACCGGCCUCAGUCUGAAUCUGGAGUCCUCAGAAUGGCUUAUGUCCACUAAGGAGCCUUGCAGUAGCUCCAGAACGCCUUUCAAGGAACAGUUGUCUGUCAUGCAGGCUAAAUGGGCCAUGAACAUGGAACCCGACUCAGAGGAACUGGUCAAGAUUUCCCUGGCUGUAGGCCUUCCACAAGAGUUUGUCAGGGACUGGUUCACUCAACUGAAUCUCAGUCUUCCUGACGCUGGCGGACCAGAACUACAUCAGCUCUUGAGACGCUCACCAAUGUUCUCAAACAAUGACAUACAGUUUACAACCAAGGGACGGCGGGAAAGGACACCAGACCUUUCGGACCGCAAUUGUCAGUCACCGAUCAACUUGUCGUCCUCAUCCUCCAAACACUCCCAGAGUAGCUCCUACACCCCAAACAGUCUGGUCUGGGAGGAUGUUCACACUGAUGCCCCGCUUGAUCUUUCCGUGCCAAAAUCUCUGGCACACGAAUUCACAGAGAAAACUGGACCCAACGGUCUCCUCAUCGAACCUGGUGCUGAUCAAAGUAUUCCAAGCCUGAUAUCGGGAGCAGCAGACCUGCUCAAGAUCAAGAAAGAGUUCCGGGACUCUGAGGGUGGCAGAAACACUUGCCAUCAGAUGGAAAAAAGUCCCAAGUUUGGGAUCAAUCCCUUUUCAGCAGGUCUGGUCUACUCAUCCGUGGCUCCGCACGGCACUUUCCCCCCAUCGACGUUAAUGUCUCCCACCCGGUACCCGGUGCUGGAGUCUGUGAGCUUCAUGCCCCAAAUGACGUACGCCUACGCUAGCGGGGAACCUGCCUUUGUCGACAUACUUCACACCAGGAAAAAUCACUGGAAAACAAGCUUCCAGAGGGCGAUGAUGGACGGGUCCUCAGACUUCCUGUCAGGUGUGGACCAGCUGGCAGAAAAAGAGUCAAAACUGAAGACUGCGAGUGGUACGUACGCCUGCGACUUGUGCCACAAAACAUUCCAGAAGAGCAGUUCCCUCCUAAGACACAAAUAUGAGCACACAGGAAAGCGUCCUCACCGGUGCGAAAUCUGCCAGAAGGCCUUCAAGCACAAGCACCACCUGAUCGAGCACUCGCGUCUCCACUCGGGAGAAAAACCCUACCAGUGCGACAAAUGCGGAAAGCGCUUCUCGCACUCGGGCUCGUACUCGCAACACAUGAACCAUCGCUAUUCGUACUGCAAGAGGGAAAACCAGGAAAAGGGGGCCCAGGGGACCCAGAAGGAGACGCGGGACCCGGACUCCGCAGCGCUCGUCGCCGACUCUUGCCCGGAGGACCCCGUCGGACACCUCGGAUACCUGGAACCCUCCGACGUGGACCGCUUUCCCCGUCCCAUCCUGACUGCGGCAGAACAUUUCAGGGAGGAGGACGUCCUGACGGACUGCGCGGGGGACAAAGACUAGUGCUCGUACCACU